AUGUCCAAGGACAGUUGGAUGGACUUCGGUGAACUUUCUACAGAUACUGAUUUUACUUCAAGGAUUAAGAACUUUCAUGACAGUGUAAACAGAAUUGGAGAACUUCUACAGACUGUGUGUGAGAAAGAUGCAUAUGAAAAGCUCAAUAUAGAUGAUCGUAUAAAAUAUGAUUUGCUUCUGUCAUAUUCUAUCAAUUCAUUAUUUUGGCUUUACCUGCGUACUCAAGGAGUGGAUCCCACCAAACAUGCUGUUAAGUCAGAAAUUGAUAGAGUGAGAGAGUAUUUUGCCAAGGCUAAGCAAGUUGAAGAUCGUAGAACCAUUAUGCCUCAUAUUGAUGUAGCUGCUGCCCGGAGAUUCAUUAGAAGUGGACUGUGGCAGCCUAACCAGAAAGAUAAUAAGAGUACAGAUGUGAAGGUUCAAGGACCAGAGAGGAUAGAUGAUGAUAUUGUUGGAAGAUUAACAAAGCAUAAUGUUUGA
Cryptotermes secundus is the source of this 477-nucleotide messenger RNA. It is a transcript of the gene Rrp47, whose product is annotated as nuclear nucleic acid-binding protein C1D. Gene Ontology annotation, cellular component: nucleolus; exosome (RNase complex). The transcript has a single exon. Gene Ontology annotation, biological process: regulation of gene expression; maturation of 5.8S rRNA. The record is from RefSeq and is a predicted model, not a curated record. Lineage: Eukaryota; Metazoa; Arthropoda; Insecta; Blattodea; Kalotermitidae. The coding region runs from base 1 to 477 and encodes 158 amino acids. Gene Ontology annotation, molecular function: DNA binding; RNA binding.